AUUAAAAAAAAAAAAAACUUCGUUCAAGUGACGCCAGAAAAGCCUUGGGGUGAAUGGGGGAUGUGGGAAACGAGAAGGAGGAGGAGGAGGACGAAGACCUGGAGAAGGACGAAGACGAAGAAGACGUGGAGGAGAAGUGGGAGGACGAAGACGUUGAGGAGACGGAUGAAGUCGAGGAGGAGAAGGGGAGGGGGGCGAAGAGGAGGAGGAGGGAGGACGAAGACGAAGCUUAUGGCAUUGACGGGGAGCACGAGGAGAACGACGACCGAGAUCCAGAAAAGAAAAAAAAAAAGGCGCGCCUCGUGGCAAGGGCAGAACCAAGGGGCGGGAGGUUAUACCAAGUACACGAUAAGGACAAAGAAGACAAGGAGGACAAGGAGAAAGAAGACGACGAGGAGGACAAGGACGAAGACGACGUGGAGGACGAAGACGUUGAGAAGGACGAGGAGAAAGACCCACGGAGGAGGAGCAAGAGUAGGACAAAGACGUGGAGGAGGAGCAGGAGGAGGACAAAGACGUGGAGGAGGAGGGGGAGGACGAGGAGGACGACGAAGAAGACGUGGAGGAGGAGGAGCGGGAGAAAACGAAGCCGUGGAGGAGGAGGCAGAUGGAGGAGGAGAAAGCGGGAAGACGACCAUGAAGAGGAAACGAGAGGGAAACGACGAGGACACGACAAGGAGGAAGCGAUGGCAACGAGGAGGAAACAACAACAACGACGAGGAAACGACAACGACGAGGAAACGACAACGACGAUGAGACAACGAUGACUAGGACGACGGUGUAUGGUGUACGAGGAAGACCAUGACGACGAAAUGACAAGAGAGAGAGAGAGAGAGAGAGAGAGAGAGAGAGAGAGAGAGAGAGAGAGAGAGAGAGAGAGAGAGAGAGAGAGAGAGAGAGAGAGAGA
Molecule: messenger RNA, 907 nt
Organism: Chara braunii
Lineage: Eukaryota; Viridiplantae; Streptophyta; Charophyceae; Charales; Characeae
Source: the annotation of a GenBank genome assembly